This is a messenger RNA of Rhododendron vialii, 701 nucleotides long. RefSeq lists its product as uncharacterized. The record is from RefSeq and is a predicted model, not a curated record. The transcript has a single exon. Gene Ontology annotation, cellular component: endoplasmic reticulum membrane; endoplasmic reticulum. Lineage: Eukaryota; Viridiplantae; Streptophyta; Magnoliopsida; Ericales; Ericaceae. Gene Ontology annotation, biological process: endoplasmic reticulum to Golgi vesicle-mediated transport; intracellular protein transport. The coding region runs from base 142 to 537 and encodes 131 amino acids.
CAAACCGAAAACAUCCCCUUCCCCCCGCCCCCCUCUCUCUCCAUAAGAACCAAAACCCACAAACAGAGCGCAACAAACUCCUCACCCACAAGCCAGAUCCAUCACAUCCCGUAAUUAAUCUCCUCUCUCUCUCUCUAAAAAAUGGCGUUGGAAUGGGUAGUACUCGGGUACGCGGCGGCCGCGGAGGCCGUGAUGGUCCUCCUCCUGACCCUCCCGGGCCUCCACACGCUCCGCAAGGGCCUGACGUCCGUGACCCUCAACCUCCUCAAGCCCUUCCUCUCCGUCGUCCCGUUCUGCCUCUUCCUCCUCGCGGACAUCUACUGGAAGUACGAGACCCGGCCCACCUGCGAGUCGCCCGGGUCCUGCACCCCGACCGAGUACCUCCGCCACCAGAAAUCCGUCAUGAAGUCGCAGCGGAACGCGCUCCUCAUCGCCGCCGCGCUCGUGUUCUACUGGCUGCUGUACGCCGUGACCCACUUGGUCGUGAGGGUAGAGCAGAUGAACCAGCGGGUCGAGAAGUUGAAGAGGGAGGACUGAGUAGCGCGGUUGGGGGAUCUUAGAAUGGCGAAAUUUUUUUUUUUCAAUGAUCAGAGUUGUCCGAACAAACUUACGCACAAUAAAAACUGUGUAGGUUUUUUGUGUUGUUUCUUGAUGUUAUGAAUUUAAUUUCGAUCAACGCAAUCUUAUUUCGGUUCUUUUAA